Kuraishia capsulata CBS 1993 is the source of this 1296-nucleotide messenger RNA. RefSeq lists its product as uncharacterized. The record is from RefSeq and is a predicted model, not a curated record. Bases 1 to 1296 code for a protein of 431 amino acids. Gene Ontology annotation, molecular function: protein binding. Lineage: Eukaryota; Fungi; Ascomycota; Pichiomycetes; Pichiales; Pichiaceae. The transcript has a single exon.
AUGAGCGGCCAGUACCAGUUUCCGCCAUCAUCGCCCAAUCUGGGCGCGGAGGGGAUCUAUGUUAAGGAGGCGCUGACGGCUAUUCCAGAACCCGUGAUGCAGUUUGCUACCCCAAACCCGUCCUCUAGUGGAGUGAGAUCAUCAAGUCCCAUCAGAAAUGUGCUUGAGAGCCCUGUCAACACUCCGACACGCUCGUGCAAGGUCAAAAUCGUUGAUCCACUCGAUUCUGUUCACCACCUCAGACUGCCCAGCGAUGGGUCUGUUGUCUAUCUUGGACGGUCGUCUAAGUCAUGCAAUUUCCCGCUAAGUCAACACAACAAGCGGAUUUCGAGAGUUCAUCUUAAGAUUCGGAUGUUGAAGGAACAACGAGUGGAAUUGCGGUGUGUUGGAUGGAAUGGAGUUAAUGUUUCGAUCCCUCAAAAGGUUAACGUCAAGCUCCAGGAAGAGGGCCAGGACGAUUAUAUCAUCGAACCCAGCCGGAUCAUUGCCAAGGAAAACAGAUUGACCAACUUCUACAUCUUGAAGGAUGAAAGUAUUGUUAUGCCGUUGAUUGAGGGAGUAUUGAUGGAUUUGAGUGGAGAGCUUGUUCUGCUUGAGUAUGAAGAUAAGGCUGAUCUUACUGAUGACGAGCACGACAUCUUUGUUUCAAAAAGAUCAUCUACGCCUAUUGUUGAGAAAGCAACCGAGACAAUUCAGACAGGUUCAGCAGCUGAAACUACCAAAACAAGCGUUGCCUCACCCACAGUCUCUUCCAUGGCACCACCCAUGGCUUCACCAUCAGCACCACCAACGCCUCUUAAGGCACUCAGCAGUAACGAGCUCAAUCGCAGUCCAAGCACUAAGAAGAAGCCCCGGAUCUCCGGUCCUACGAACAAGAGACACAAAGCUGAAGGUCUCUACGACAACAUCUCGCAGCAGGAAGUCGACAAGAUUCUCGCGCCAAUUGCAGAUAUUGACCAGGUUGAGAAUGUUUUGGUGAACCAUCUUGCUUUCAGUAGGCUUUCGUCAACUCCAUUGUCCACCAUCAAGUCCAUUUCGCACUCAACAGAAAACUUAAACGACGAACAAUUACGUGUGCUGCUCAUGAGAUACGUUGAAUGUGUUGGAGUCAUCUACAGAAUUGGCAAGGAUGCCGCUGGAAAACCCCUCGACGAGGAAUACUACUACAUUCCCGAGAAAGACACCAACUUGGACAGAACGCAGCUGGUGGCCAAUCUCAAGGGCGAGAGCGGCGGUCUCCGCAGUUGCAGAAAGACCCACAAACAGUAUUUCUGGAGAAAGCCUGCAAAGAAAUAG